AAGAUGAUCUAUCUGACGUAUACUGGAAUGUGGUAAUCUAGGUGCAUAUAAUACAUGAAUGGGUAUGGGCUGGUACUCCAAUUGAGGGUGCUGCCUGGCUUCGUAUUCAGAGAUUGGCUGAUACAUGGCAUCGAAUCCUUUUAAUACCUGUCACUGGAGGAGUCAUUGUCGGAAUGAUGUGUGGUUUACUGGAAAUACUGGACCAAAUAAAGCAAUCCACUGCCUCUCAAACACAAGGUUUUGAUUUUCUUGCAGGAAUCUUUCCGACAAUAAAGGCUAUUCAGGCUGCAGUUACUUUAGGUACUGGCUGUUCAUUGGGGCCUGAAGGUCCUAGUGUUGAUAUUGGGAAGUCAUGUGCCAACGGAUUCUCACUAAUGAUGGAACACAACAGAGAAAGGAAAAUAGCACUUGUUGCAGCUGGUGCAGCGGCUGGAAUUUCGUCAGGCUUCAAUGCACCAGUUGCUGGUUGUUUCUUUGCUAUUGAAACUGUGCUGAGGCCUCUCCGAGCAGAGAACUCUCCUCCAUUUACAACUGCCAUGAUUAUACUGGCUUCUGUUAUCUCAUCAACUGUAUCAAAUGUUUUACAGGGGAUCAAAUCAGCUUUCACAAUACCCGAGUAUGAUUUGAAAUCUGCUGCUGGUACUUCUCUUUAAACCCUGCUUUGUAUUAAUACAUUGCAGUUUUCGGUUUGUCAUCAUAU
This is a messenger RNA of Vigna umbellata (rice bean), 700 nucleotides long. Lineage: Eukaryota; Viridiplantae; Streptophyta; Magnoliopsida; Fabales; Fabaceae. The record is from RefSeq and is a predicted model, not a curated record.